Molecule: messenger RNA, 3327 nt
Organism: Polyodon spathula (Mississippi paddlefish)
Lineage: Eukaryota; Metazoa; Chordata; Actinopteri; Acipenseriformes; Polyodontidae
Product: puratrophin-1-like
Exons: 5
Coding region: 62-724 (220 amino acids)
Source: RefSeq, a predicted model, not a curated record
UGCAGACUGGAGUUUUAUUCUGUUAUCGCUUCCUGUCCUCCUUUCUCCUACAGAAAUCCGGAUGCAGGAGAGGGUGUUCAUGGGAAUCGGCAGCAAACCCUUUAUAGACAUCGAACACAGCGAGGCGGCCAUCAGUGACAGGGCUAUCAACUGCAUCCCAGCAGGAAAAGAAUGUAAAACACUGCCUCCUGCAAUUCUCCCCGCCUCCUACGAACACCUUCUAUCUCAGAGACCAAACUCAAUUGGCUCAGGAAGCAGCGUGUCAUCUUCUGGCAGCCACUCCUCGUCCUCCUCAGGGCGGGGGUCCCUCCCCCCCCACGGUUAUCACUACAGCCAAUCCCGGCAAGGCGAGGCUAGCCGGGGCUUCUACAGAGCGCUGGGCGGAUUGGAGGAGGAUGAGCUGGACAAUGAAGCUGAGCCCCUCCAUCUCCUGUUGGACAGCUCAGAGUCCUCUGGCGAGAGCAUCAGUGGCUUCAGCAGCUCGGAUAACAGCUGCCUCUCUGUGGUUGGAGGAGAGGCCGAAGAGACCUCCUCCGUCUCCUCCCUGUGCUCCAAACCAAGCUCCUCACCCGAGCCCCAGCAUGACUUAAUAAGACGAGCCCCUCCCCUGUACUACAAACCCAGGUCCUUCUCCGCCACAAGUCCAGAGGCAAAGACAGCGGCACAGCACGCUGGGACGAAUAAGCCUGACGGUGCUCUAAGUGGCCACUCCACAGAGGUGUGAUGGGAGCAGUGUGAGGGCAGAACUGCAGACAGCAAUGCUGGAUGAAGAAUCUGGAGGUGGAAGACACAGAAAACAGGAGGCUACAUUUCUGCAGUACCCUGACAUAGUCACGUACUGUAUACCGUACACACGUAUCUACAAGAGAGUUCCUGUACUGUCUCACUGUAAUGUAUGCUGCAUUUGUUUUCAUGUCCGUGGCGCUUGUUUGGAAUUAUCUGGAGGGCGUUGGGGUCAAUGUCUUUAGCCCAUCAAUAGCAGGUAUGGAAACUUGCUUUCCCUCCAGAAGACAUUUACUGUACCUGAAGGAUGGGUGAGUGAGCAGAGCAGCUAAAUCCUGAGCUGCUGUCUGCUUAUUCCACAGUCAGAUUAAACCAUGCUAGUGCUUAAAGGCUCCAGUGCAAAGCUUACUCAACUUUACAAUGUGGAAUAAAACAAACAAAAAAAAGUGAAAUGCAUUCUUCAGUCGGGUAUUAUGAUAUUCUUAAAUGAAUGCUUCAUCUGGACUCUACUCUUACAUUCAAAUUUAUCAUGGAACAUGGAUUUCCUUUUGGAAAAGUGUAGCUGUUGCAUGGUAAAAAUAAAUAAUGGCUUUCACAUCUUUAACAGCAUUUCUUUGUAUAUAGAGAGAGUUUGGUGUAUUUGCAUACAUUUUAACUAUUAGAAUUAGGAACCAGUACUAUGUUUUUCAGUAUUUUGUGAGAUGCCACUAUAAUCAAGUUUUAGAGUAAGCACUUGGUUACAGUGGAUAAACAGUAUACCGACAUGAACCCUCUUACUGUGGGCAAACCCAAUCUUACACAUCUUUGAGCCACUGUUUGUGUAACAAAUUCCACUUUGUCUAAACUUGUGGUCAAUCAUUUCAAAAGAGCUGUGGGUUUUUUUGCAUAGUAUUUCUUAGUAAUGGAUUCUAGGUUUCUGUUAGUUUUUUUUGGUCUGAUCCCUAACAGUUUGCAGGUUAGUGAUCAGAGCUUGGGCAUAGUGAGAAUCCUGGCCAGUGUUUUUCCCUAUUGUGUAUUUUUGAAACAGAAUUUCUGUUUACAGUACAAUUUCUGAAGUUAUUUUUUUCUUUUUUUAUCAUUACAUUUGUACUUUUAUCAAAUAUCCAAGACUCAGAAAACCCUGCUUUUUGAUUUAAAAAAAAGUUUUAAAAAAAUGUAAAAAUAAAAUGGGCUAGUGCGUUUUUGUUUCUUUUUUUGUUUCUUUUUUUAAAACAGAAAUACAUUAAAGUUUUUAGUGGAUCAAUUGCUAUUUAAGGCAGAUUCUAUUGAUGCAUGUUUUUAUUAAAUCCAAACCCACUCAUUUUAUAUUGAUUACAAACACUGCUGUUCUUGAAAAUCAACCAGAAAAUACAAAAUGUAAAAAAAAAUAAAUAAAUAACACACAUGAACUGAAACAAUUAAAACAGCAUUUGAAACUAAAACAUUUUUCAAAAUCUCUCUCUUUUUUUAUAAUACUUCUCUUCCAUUGAAGGGAUCUACUGAAAUUGACCACUAUUACAACAUAGGUGAAAGGAAUUACCAAUCGAUGCCCUUCUUAACUCUUGGGGGUGCUUUUUUUCCCCCUGGUUAUUCAAAGCUAAUGUGAUUACUUGAGGGAUGUUCAAUAAAAAAAAAGCUGUAUUAUUGUCUAUAGUGACAUUCUAUGUGUUUUUAAAUAGAACCAACAUGAACACCUAACGCAAUCUGAAAAAAAAAACCCAAAACUUUAUAGCAAAUUGCUGAUCAGCAGGUCUAAGAACUUUCUAACAUACAUGGAAGCUAUAGAAAAAUAUGUUUAAAAUAUAGCCACUUUUGGCAGUGCUAGUACGUACAGUUUAUUUAUUUUUUUAAUAUUAUUUCUGACAGUAUUGCAGCAAGUGAAUGGCUAAGGAAAAGGAAGAAAAAACAACAAGGUCUUCAGCAAUGUCACCACACUGUAAAUGUCUUGUUAAUUUUUUUCCUCUUUUCUCAAAUGGUCAAUCGGGUAACAAAGUUCUUCUGGGCCCAAUUUUUGUUUUAUAUAAAUCACCGAUAUAACGUUUUUUAAAUAAAUUUGAUUACAGACUAAUGUACUGUAAAGGGGCGACACGCAGACAAUGAUGGCAGCCUUUUCUUUAAGCAACUCCUUUUUGUGUGCAUUAGCAAAGAAUGCAGAUUUUAUAUGCAUCAUUUGGGAUUGCACUGGAAAGGACUACAGUGCUACUAUAGAACCAGACUGUGAUAAACUGCGCUCUGAAAACUACAGAACACUGAGUAAAGAAGACACUGUCUUCACAAUAUCGGGGUUCUAUCACAGUUGGCUAAUGGUCUGAAAUGCUACAGUUCCUCAUUUAGAUGUGCCUGUAUUUUCUCUGUAUGAUUCAAUGUAUGUUCAGGUUCAAUGAUCCUAAAGGUUGUAUUACAUGUAUGUGGUACCUAUUGUUCUGAUUGGGUCCCUUCCUCUGAGUGGUGGAGUUGUAUGUUGUCCUCAUGUCAUUUCUCAGACCCAUAUUUAUUGAAAUUGCUUUCUUGCUUGUUGUGUAGAGAUCGGGCUGCUUCUGGUUCGGUUUUCCCCUCGGAAUAAAAAAAUGGGUUUAUGCAAAUGCUUGAAAUGCAAAAUAAAAAUGAAAAAGUAAAACAAAAUAA